Molecule: messenger RNA, 1182 nt
Organism: Toxorhynchites rutilus septentrionalis
Lineage: Eukaryota; Metazoa; Arthropoda; Insecta; Diptera; Culicidae
Product: serine/arginine-rich splicing factor 5-like
Exons: 1
Coding region: 1-1182 (393 amino acids)
Biological process (GO): alternative mRNA splicing, via spliceosome; mRNA splice site recognition
Cellular component (GO): nucleus; ribonucleoprotein complex; cytoplasm
Molecular function (GO): mRNA binding
Source: RefSeq, a predicted model, not a curated record
AUGGUUGGCUCACGAGUAUACGUUGGUGGUUUACCCCGUGAUACACGGGAACGUGAUUUAGAACGGUUCUUCAAAGGCUACGGAAGGUUAUGUGACAUCAUGAUCAAAAACGGCUAUGCUUUCGUGGAAUUCGAGGACCAUCGAGAUGCGGACGAUGCCGUCUAUGAAUUGGACGGUAAAGAUUUAUUGGGCGAAAGGGUGUCCGUUGAGCAAGCUAGAGGGAAACCCCGUGGAGGUGACGUACGACGGGGUGGACGCUCUGAAAAGGUCCGAGGUGGAUUUCGGUACGGGCCUCCGAGAAGGUCCAAGUAUCGUGUGAUUGUGAAGAAUGUCUCAUCAAGUGUAAGCUGGCAGGAUUUGAAAGACUACCUUCGUAAAGCGGGGGAAGUCAUCUAUGCCGAUACUCAUCGGCCAAGGAGGAAUGAAGGAAUAGUCGAGUUUGAAACGAGGAGAGAUAUGGAGAAGGCGAUCGAUAAAAUGGAUGACACCGAAUUAAAUGGCCGUCAUAUUCGAUUGAUAGAGGACGAUGGAGGUCGCAACAAGCGUGGACGAUCGCGUUCAUUGGACAGUCGUUCCCGAUCACGAUCCCGUGGUCGUUCUCGAUCACGAUCUGACAGCUCUUAUCGCACUCGCUCAGAAUCAAGAAGCAGAUCAGUGUCGCCGAAAAAACCACGCUACGAACGACAGAAACGUUAUCGUGACGAGUCUCGUUCGCGAUCCCGAUCGCUCAAUGGCGAUGCGAAGAAAUAUUGUUCUCGGUCUCGUUCAAAAUCGGAACGUCGGUCUCGUUCACGGUCCAACUCAAAGGAUAACGAAUCACGCUCUCGUUCACGUUCGUCAGUGCAUCUCAAGGAAUCUAAGAAUGGAACACUACGGCAUCAUUCACGAUCACGCUCAAGCAAUCCUGACACAAUAUCUAGCUCACGUGAUCAAAAACAAAGCAAGGAUACGGCCCGCUCUCGUUCACGUUCCAAAUCGGAACGUCGUUCAAACAUUCGAUCAAAAUCAAGAGACAACAAAGGACGUUCCCGUCCAAAGUCUUACUCACGCUCCCGUUCGCGAUCCGCCUCACGUUCCAACUCAGGCUCAAGAACUCGAUCUGUAUCUCGAGAUGACAAGAACCGGUCUUGUUCACAAGGUACAUACAACGUUCAGAGGAGAGGACAUCACCAUAAGCACUGA